AUGUUUGGAGAAUCACUGGAGGAAGUGUAUGAUGGUGUGGGGGCCUGUUCCUCCCAAGACGGCUCGACCUUCCUGGAUUUAUUUGACGCUGAUGAAUAUGCAGAAUGCAGGGUAGACAACCUCUACUAUCCGUUCACAUCCAAAGAAGAGUGGGAAGUUGCUGAUUAUCUCCUGCACUCGUCCCUCAGCAUGGCAGCAAUAGAUGAAUUUUUGAAGCUCUCAAUGAUCCAAAGAUUGCAUCUUUCAUUCAAAAACACCAAAGAACUACGAAGCCGUGCUGAAAUGCUCCCUAGUGGACCAAGUUGGAAAUGCCAGACUAUCUCCUCCAUCCAUCCUACCAAGUAUCCAAUCCGACUCUUUUGGAGGGACCCCGUGGAAUGCUUGGAGAGCCUUUUCAGCAAUCCAUUGUUUCACGACAAGCUUGAUUUCAUCCCUCGCCGUGUUUACAAAACAGCAGAGCAGCUUUUGCAUGUAUAUUCGGAAUGGUUAACAGGAGAUUCCGCUUGGGAAAUGCAAACACGACUUCCCAGAGGUGCUACAGUUCUCAGCACUGUUCUUUCGUCUGACAAAACCAACAUCACCACCAUGACUGGUGCCAGGGUUGCCCACCCUCUUCUUCUAGGCCUCUCCAAUAUCUGCAUAAAGACCUCUCCUUUCACCAUGGCCUCAUAUUUGCAGUUUGGGGAUAAUUUCUGGCACCCUGCUCGUACGUGCUCCAUCACUCUUGGACAGCUCGCUGGUAUCAUGGUCAAUCCUGAUGACCUGGAGGCUUAUUUUGAGGCUUGUGCUGACUCGCGGCUGAACGGCGUCCAUGCACCAUUCUGGAUGGAUUGGCCGCUCGCAGAUCCCUCCAUUUUUCUGACGCCAGAAUCAUUGCACCAUUGGCACAAAGAAUUUUACGACCACGAUCUUCAGUGGUGUAUCGUGGUCAUUGGAGCUCAGGAACUAGAUUUUCGAUUCUCGAUAUUACAGCCGACUACUGGUAGGGGCCAUCGUGAUAUUCAGUGCUAUAUCAUUGGCCUAAUAUCCGGUGCAGCCCCUCGUCAUUUUGUCAUCGCAAUCUGUGUGCUCAUGGAUCUUCGUUACCUAGCGCAGUGUCCUGCACCUGAUGACAAUAUCUUGGCGUGUAUCAACCAAUCUUUGUCGACCUUUCACAAACACAAAGACGUUAUCUUGACCUUAGGCGCGCGGAUGGGCACAAAGAAACCUAUUGAAAAUUGGCAUAUUCCUAAGCUUGAGCUCCUACAGAGCAUCACUUCCAGCACGCACAAAGUCGGCGCCCUCAUACAGUGGUCUGCAGAUGCUACCGAGCAUGCACACAUUUCCGAAAUCAAGGAACCCGCACGGCAAACGAAUAACAAUGAUUAUGACCCACAGAUCUGUCGUCAUCUUGAUCAGGAGGAGAAGUUGCGACAUUUCGCAAUUGCCACAUUGCUCAAGAACCAUCCCGCAUCCCAUGAUCCCAAUUUAGGGCCAAAGACAUUCUUGAAGAGGACGACCUGGACGAUGGAGAUGAACAGGAAACGAACAAUCCGCGAACAGCACUGCUCGAGGACAUGA
Molecule: messenger RNA, 1560 nt
Organism: Suillus fuscotomentosus
Lineage: Eukaryota; Fungi; Basidiomycota; Agaricomycetes; Boletales; Suillaceae
Exons: 5
Coding region: 1-1560 (519 amino acids)
Source: RefSeq, a predicted model, not a curated record